GCGAUUCGCUGGAUUCUAGCCGGUCGUCGCUGGAUUCUAGCCAGGACGCUGGAGACUGGAGAGGUUGCAGUGUUCAAUUUACCACAAUUGGCAAAAGCAUGUCGGCGAAUGCAUGGCUCGAGAACGCGGACCUGGUCACCAAGUACCAAGCGCUCAGUGGCCUCAACACCAGCACGAUCGGCGUCAGCGCGACGCCUACCAAGCCGGAUGCAGCCAUCACCGUGCGCCUCAACAAGGUCAACUUGACCUGGGACGACCUCCCGCCGCUCGCCAAACUCGCCAUUCUCUGGGACAUGGGUUUUGUCCCAUCCAACCCAACCGUCGACGUGAACGCUCUCAGCCGCAUCUACACGCGCUGCGUCGGCUCGGUCGGCGAGUCCAUGGCCAGCAUCGCGCUCCCCAAGACCGACUUUUUGGCUUCCCAGAGCGACGCCACCACGCGGCCGUGCAAUUCGGCGACUUCGGGCGUCUACCUCCGGCAAGAAAACUCGAAUGGCGGCCGCCUGCGCCCGUACACGCGGUGCGCAACGGCCAAUAUCACGAUGGGCAACAUCAAGGACAGCCACAGCAGCAUGUGGGCGCAAGACGGCCAGGGCCUCGGCGCAGCGCCGUACCCGAACCUGCAGCGCCACGCGUGGAACGACAAGGAGUUUUGGCUCAUCUUCGCCAUCCACACGCAAGAGCUGGUGAGCGAGCCGCAGUGGGGCACAUGUCCGGACAAGACGACGCCCGCCGGCGCGACGUUUCCGUGCCAGGUGUUUGACGGCAGCGUGCCGCCGACAGGGUGGUGUGUGCCCUCCAACUCGCAAGCCAUGGACGCAUGGCUCAAGACGAUUGCGACGCAAAAGGCCAACGCGACGCCUCGUCCGUCGACCAGCGCGCCGACCGCCGCAUCCACAAUGGCGUCGGCGAGCAGCUUCCCAAUCGCUGCCAUCAUUGGCAUUGCCAUCGGUGGCGGCUUGCUGCUGGGUCUUGGCGUCUGGUGGUGUCUCUCGCGCCGGCGCAAGCACAGCGAGACCGAUGUGCACACUGACUACAUCGAAAUGGAGUCGCGUGCUCCCCGGUACUCGAUGACCAACUCGACGCAGCCGACGCAGACCCGGACAGGGUCGUACCAGCCGAUCACAACCGCCUCGCACACGCUCAACGAAUUCCAGCGCGAUCAAGAACUCAUCAAGAAACGCGUCCCGUACUCGGCUGUAGUUUACUCGCGUCUCUUAUCCAAGGGCGCGUUCGGCGAGGUCUGGCUCGGUUCGUUCAACGGCCAAGUCGUCGCUAUCAAGCGCCUUCUCGACUCCAAGCGGACGUCUGAGGCCGAGAUUGAAGGCUUUGCCGACGAGAUCCGCCUCAUGGCAUCCUUCACGCACCCCAACAUUGUCCGUCUAAUCGGGUUUGCCUGGAACUCGCUCCAGAACCUCUGCGCCGUCACCGAGUACAUGGCGAAUGGCGACCUCUACGGCUAUUUGCACUCGCACCAGCAGCUGCAAUGGCAGCGCGACGAGAAGAUCAAGAUCGCGCUCGGCAUCGCCCACGCUCUCGCGUAUCUGCACAGUCUCUCGCCCAAGAUCAUCCAUCGCGACCUCAAGAGCAAGAACGUACUCAUUGGUGACGAUGGCGAGGCCGAGUUGAGCGACUUUGGCAUCUCACGCAAGCGCACACAAGACGAGACGAUGACGGCGGGCGUCGGCACGAUCUUUUGGACGGCGCCCGAGGUGCUGCUCGGCGAACACUACUCAGAGAUGGCCGACAUUUACUCGUUUGGCGUCGUGCUCUGCGAGAUGGACACGCACGCGUCGCCGUUGGCCGAGUACAAGGGUCUUCCGCAAGCCACGAUGAUCCACCGCAUCACGAACGAAGGGCUUCGCCCGUCCUUGCUGCCGACGUGUCCGGAGCACGUGCAGUCGCUCGCCGCGCGGUGCAUGGCCCGAGACCCAAAAGACCGGCCGUCGGCGCACGAGGUGGUCGCGAUCGUGCAGCGCUGGAGCGAGUAGUCCGUCAACGUCUGGCGAAGUGAUGUCCAAGAUGCAAUAUAUUCUACUCGUUUGUGAUGCA
Molecule: messenger RNA, 2052 nt
Organism: Saprolegnia diclina VS20
Lineage: Eukaryota; Oomycota; Saprolegniomycetes; Saprolegniales; Saprolegniaceae
Product: TKL protein kinase
Exons: 1
Coding region: 99-1991 (630 amino acids)
Biological process (GO): protein phosphorylation
Molecular function (GO): ATP binding; protein kinase activity
Source: RefSeq, a predicted model, not a curated record